AAAAAAGAACUGUAUCAGCAGUAGCAGCGUAGGUACAUCAUCGUGGAAAACUGUCAAGAGUGUGUGUCCCAGACGCUGGCUGUGAACAGGAAAGCAUCGGACAAUCGUCAUCGCAGGCGUCGGAUUGCACCGAACAUAAGACCCAGCCUUUUCCUAAUGUACGAAUUCGAGCAGAUGUGAUCGAGGGGAGUUGGAAGUUCGCUCAAGGGUCGCGGGGACUGGUAACCGCAGCUAGAGAGGUUCUUCCCAGGAUGCCGCAAGGUUUCGCGACCGUUCAAAGACUUGGAGUCGCGUCACGAGCGUGUAAUAGAAUAACGAGCUGAGGAUGUCGGAGCAAAACGGGCCCAGCGAGGGCCCAGGACCAGGUCCGGGUCCGGGACCGGGACCCGGUUGGUGGCCAGCCUCGCAGUCCUGGAAGACGAACUCCUGUACGUCCGUCUCCUCCUCGUCGACUACUUCCACUGCUCCAGACAGCUCCGCCUCCGUCUCUGUCUCCUGCACCAUUUCUACCUCUUCCCUGACCACCACCACUUCCACUUCUUCCUCGACCAGCUGCUGUUCCUCGACUCCUAGCGGACCCUCGUGCACGAUCACUGCUGCUCGUUCCUCGGAAACAGGGAAAAACGUUUCUGUCACGACUAUCAACGUACCGAAUAAUCAGGACAUACACGAUGGCAAAGGUAUCUGCAAGUACCUUACCGGCCAGAAUGGCGUCACAGUGUCGGUAGUUUCGAGCUGUGGCUCCGUGUUGGACUGUGGAAAUGCAAACGUUGUAUCCACCACAGGGAUCGGCAUCAGCAGCGGGUCGCACAGCAUCGGUAUCGGUAUAGGUGUCAAUGUCCUUCAGUCUCAGAACACCGGGGACGAUGAUGCGGAAGAUAGCGAUGUUGAAAUAAGCAAGAUUGAUUUUCGCGGGGUGAAUCUGCGUACGAAGAAGAAACGAGACGUGCCGGUGAACCAGGCUGGAGAGAAAAUAGGCGACGUAGACGCCGAAGAUGGAAAUUGCUGUUACGAUGGAAACGAUAUCUCCCAACAGCAGCCAGAAAGACCCAUGUCGUGGGAAGGUGAAUUGUCUGAUCAAGAAAUGUCUUCCAAUACAAUUACAAAUCAGGAUACGCACGAAGACACAUCCAUGGAAGGUGUCCAAGUAUGCAGCGCAAGUCCAGGUCCUAUGGAGCAAAAAUUUCCUAUAAAACCAGAGCCAGACUUUCGGUCUAGUCCGGGAUUUGCAUUUGGUUCUUUUCACGAUACUGGAUUACCUUUGACCCAUGGCCAGCAGAUGCAGCAACAACAACAGCAGCGCAACAUAGAGAACCUUGAACAGACGCAACAAAAUGAUUUGCCUCUCCUCGUAGGGAAACUACUGGGUGGUUACAACAGUUCAACUCCAAAUCACAGUCCUGUGUUGAAUCCUAGACAUCAUUUGACUAAACAUAGUCAUACGAGAUCGCAGGUGCCGUCUCCAGACUCGGCGAUUCACUCUGCGUACAGCGUAUUCAGUUCGCCGACGCAAAGCCCUCAUGCAGCUCGUCAUUCCGCUUUAGGAGCAGGAAGUCCAGUACCAUCUUCGUCGCUUUCUCUGUCGCGACACAGUUUCAACAAUUCAACAUCCUCGUUAUCGUUGUCGCUAUCUCAUUCUCUCUCGAGAAACAAUUCGGAUGCCUCGAGCAGCUGUUACAGCUACGGUUCUCUCAGUCCACCCACGCAUUCACCCGUCCAACAACCAAGACAUCCGCAGCAUCAUCAGCAUCAGGUAGCUCAGGGAAGUCCGCUUCAUCUGCCGGCAACAGCCCCGUCCGCGAUUGCUCAUCAUUACUCUUCCUCUACACCGGGUUCUGAACUCUCACCUGAAGGGCAUACCGCUCCCGAUGACCAAGAAGACUGUCGAAUACCCUCAGCGCCUUCGAGUAUCUCUACUAGGCAACAACUGAUCAAUAGCCCCUGUCCAAUUUGUGGCGACAAGAUAAGCGGUUUCCAUUAUGGAAUCUUCUCCUGUGAAUCGUGUAAAGGAUUCUUCAAACGCACCGUCCAAAACCGAAAGAAUUAUGUGUGCCUUAGAGGCGCGGGCUGUCCAGUCACCGUCGCCACCAGAAAGAAGUGCCCGGCCUGCCGCUUUGACAAGUGCCUCAAUAUGGGUAUGAAACUCGAGGCUAUUAGAGAAGAUCGCACCAGGGGCGGUCGAAGUACCUAUCAGUGUACGUACACUCUUCCUGCGAGUCUCGUGAGCAAUUCCGCGAGCGGCAUGACCGGUGAGAAAUUGACCACGGGAGGUAAUUGUAGUCCAGCUCCACCUGGUAGCGAGCAUCAUUAUAGCAGCAGGCAUCACUCGCAUAAGAUGCAGAUGGUGCCGCAACUUUUGCAAGACAUUAUGGACGUAGAACAUUUGUGGCAUUACAAUGAUAACGAUCGAAUGUCUGGAAUUCAAGCUGGAGGAACGAACGCUACUAGAAACAACGAUGCGAUGUUAUUGGGAGUUGGAACUGGUGGUGGAUCUGGUACGGGAAGCGAUGCAGGUUCGAGAGUUGAACGUUCCACCAAUGGAACUGCUGGGAAUGGAAAUUCCAACAAUAGAAGAGACGAUAGGCCUAACGUUUCUAAUGUUAACAGUGAACAACGAGCUACAUCUGUUAACAGUAGUUCCCAGAUCGGUAAUAACACGAAUGGCAACUCUACCCAACAUCCUGAUUUCCUGUCGAACCUCUGCAACAUUGCUGAUCAUCGAUUGUACAAAAUAGUGAAAUGGUGCAAGAGUCUGCCGCUGUUUAAAAAUAUAUCCAUCGACGAUCAAAUCUGUCUGUUAAUUAACUCUUGGUGCGAGCUAUUGCUCUUCUCGUGCUGCUUUCGCAGUAUGAGUACUCCCGGUGAAAUCAGAGUGUCUCUGGGCAAGUCGAUCACAUUAGAGCAGGCUAGACAGCUUGGCUUAGCGACCUGCAUCGAGAGGAUGCUCGCAUUUACUAACAAUCUGAGAAGGCUAAGAGUCGAUCAGUACGAAUAUGUAGCAAUGAAGGUAAUAGUGUUGUUGACCAGUGAUACAAGUGAACUAAAGGAACCUGAAAAAGUUCGAGCAUCUCAGGAAAAGGCUUUACAGGCACUGCAGCAAUACACCAUAGCAAGGUACCCAGAGAUGCCUGCCAAGUUUGGCGAAUUAUUGUUAAGAAUUCCAGAUUUACAAAGAACAUGCCAGGCAGGAAAAGAAUUGUUAACUGCAAAACGCGCAGAAGGAGAGGGCAGCUCGUUUAAUUUGUUGAUGGAAUUAUUAAGAGGAGAUCACUGAAUUAUCAUCACAAUAAACAAUGCCAUUCCAUGCUUAUAGAGUUCAUAAGCUUUAGGGAAUUGGAUAUAUUAGAUAAUCAAGGAGCAGAAAAACUAGAAAGAAAUCAUAAACAUUACGGUCCAUGAUACAUUAGUUCAGGGUGAAGGGACUACAUUCUUAUAGGACUAAUUAGAGGUUGACUGCUUGACGCAUAAAGCGGACGAAAGAAAUUCUAUGUUUUUUCUCUCUUUUUUUUGUUCUUUUUUUAUUUAAAAUGCUUCCAUGCGGGUUAUUGCAUAAUGCGAACCCACUUUGAAAUACAUACAGGAAUUUCGAAGCGGCCUAUGGUAUGCUCGAAAUAUUCAGCGUGCAUAUUUUUUAUGCAAAACAGACUGAAAGUAUAAUCGAAGGAGAGAUGCAGAGCAUUUACUUUUACAAUAAUAUUGAUGUACAGAGAUAGAAAGAUUGAGAGAGAGGGAGAGAAAGAAAGAACGAGUGAGCGAGCGUAAGAGAGAGAGAGAGAGAGAGAGAAAGAGAGAGGGAGUUGGUAUCAAAUAGCAUAAAAAUGCUAAAUUUUAUUAGAUAGGUUCAAUCUGUUCGAGUAAACCACGAAUACAAAGUUUUAAACUUGAUGAUUAUUAUAAUAAUAACACAACCAGUAUUUUGUAUUGUUCUGCGUUUACUUAAGAUUAAGGCACAGAAUGAUGUCUUAUAUCCCGGUAAUGAAAGUGUACUUAAAUCAUGAGUCGACCAAUUAUUUGCUUAUAGAGCAGUUAAUCGUGUAAUAAUUAUUAGAUAAUGACGUUUAGCUAACAUAUUGUCAUCAGAGCAUUAUGGUUUUUAUCUAUCGUAUAAAUACAUUUUUUUUUUUUUAUUCUUCGUAUGUUUUAAUAACGCGCCAACGACGGAUGACCAAUUUCGUAUGUUCUAAAUGGCAUACAUUUUCUUUUUUUUUAUUUCACGAACAACGCUUGAGACAAUCUCUCUUUUUGUAAAUAAAUUUUAUUUGAAAACAUUUGUUUCUAAAUUAUGUUCUGUUUGAGGAAAUUCUUGUAUAUUAAAUUUUUAUCAAGUUGAUGUUUGUUUGUUGCAAAAUUUUACAAUUAUUCUGUUUGAAACCGGUUUCAUAGUUUCUAUGCGUGUGGAGUAAAUAACUUUUGUUACAUAGCAGUAUUUAACUGCGAAACUGAUGGUUCGCACACAGAAAAGUCAUCCACAAACGCCCAAGUCUGUCAAAUAUAUUAACAUCUGUAGAAUGUUGAAUUACUUGAAAACUAUAUAUGGUGAAAGGUAGACCAAGUAGACACUUCUCACGCAUAGUGUCCAUUUGAUUGUGAAACAAAUUUAAAUUGAUUUACAUUCAAUUUAUUAUAUUUAUGUAAAAGCAAAUUGUUUUCUCAGAAUAAAAUUAAGACAUUAAAAUGAGUUGAACAAACGAAUAAUUUAUUGUCGAUUUAAAAUGAUUGUUUAAAAAGCACACUGAAAAGAUACUAUGUGUUAGUUAUAAAAUUGUGCAAUUUGUAAAUUUGAAUACAUAUAAAUUUUUUGUUUGUAGUAAAUCAGUUAUAGAACUGAGCCAAAGUCUCGUGCUUAAAAGAAAGAAUACUCAUCUCUGUCGUUGGUACUAUAAUGAGACUGUCAUAUCAACACUUUAUUCAUUUUAUUAAAACAGCAGUUAAGUUUCUUUUGAGUCAUCGAUAAGAAUGUUGCAACAUGCGAUACUCGAUCUGUAAUGUAACUUGUAAGAAUUGUCUUCCCAACUUUAUAUCAAAUUUCUUUAUAUAAAAAUUGUUCUUUGUUGUGCACAGUGUAUUCAUUAAAUGCGAUAAAGAACAUAACUUCCAUUCGUUACAUUAAAAAGUGAAGUUAUAAAAUUAAAAUAGAAUUCCAAUAUAAAUGAAGUAUUGAGCUCAUUGUUUAAUGAAAUGUUAGGUAAAUAAUUAUUAAUCAAUCUUCAGUGAUUUUUAUAUAAUUUUAUAAAGAUUAUGGUUUUUAACGUAAUAUUUUAUGUUUUCUUUUAAUGAGACACUGUGUGAGCAUAUAUAUGGUACGUAUAGUAGAGCACAUUAUUUGUAAAAAAUUAUUCCUAUCAAAUAUCAGAUUUUUACUGUAUAUACUUAAAAAAUAGCAAUUUAGUAGCCAUCGAGUAUACAACUUACUUUUCUGAUAUUUCAAUGUUUAUAUACGCUGGGGAACAAUUUUUUAAAAUAAUAAUGCAAUUUGAGUUAAAUAUAUUUACAAAGUACAGAUAAAAAGUAAUUGUAUAUUGUUACCGUACACAAAAAUCUUUUUAUUAGAUUUUCAAGCUUUUUUAAUGCAAGAAAACCUUAUAAAACAAUUUUCACUGUUUACUUGAAAAAUAAAAAAAAAUCAUUAGGUCAACUUUUCUAAUGCCAAAUUAGUUAAUACAUAAUAAAUUAGCAAACUGAAAUUUCAGAAUACAUUGCUUUGCUACUGCUAUCGUAACGAUUAAAAAACAAAAAAAAUGAAAGAGUAUAUUACAUUGAGAGAUAUACAAGAUUUUAAAGUAAAGAAUAUGCGAACCAUUGAAUUUAAAAUAAAAUUUCUAGCAAUGGUUAAUGAGAAAUUCUUCUGUUGAAAGAAGUAUUACUAGACAGUAAUUAAUGAAGUAUUAUAAAAACUGAAAUAUUUGUGCCUUCAAUAAAAUUUAGUAUUUUAAUCCUUUUGUAAUUUGUGAUGCAACAUAGAAACAAAAAAAACUAAAUACAACAAGCGAAUAGAAACAAUGUAAAUAUCUACAUAUAAAAAAUUAAUAACUGACAGUCUGAUUAAAAUUAAUAAUGAAUGUGGAAUUUUUGCGAAAAAUUUAUCGAACCUAUAUGCAUUUAAAAUAAACGCAACGUAACAUACAUUGGCGUAACUAGAAUUUUUUCCUAGUGUGGGCCAGGACUGUUAGAAAUUUUGGAAUUUUGAAAUGUUUUAAUUCUGGAAUUUUGAAAAUCUGAAAUUUUUGAAUCUUAGAAUCUUAAAAUUUUAGAACUGUGAGAGGGCUGAUCCUCACUUUUGAGGAGGCCAGGUCCACUUUGAUCCCUGUCUAAUUACGCUAAUAACAUAAGUUCUUUAAAAAUACAAGAAAAAAAAGAAAGCAAAUUUUUUACUGAAGAACAUGAGAUUGAAUCGACCAAUUUUUCCAAUUUCUGCGUUUCACUUUUUAAUGAACUUCAGCUACCUAAUAACAAACAGUAUCAAACCGAAAAGUAUAAUUAUGCUAUAUAUUUUAAACACUCUUAUAUGCGCGUAUUAUGAAUACUUAUACAGAAUUGUUGGACCGCAUGUUUUUGAUUACUUAUUGAAUAAUUAUACACCGACCGAAACAAAAAUGAAGUAAUUUUUAUAGUUCAUAACUGAAAAAGGAAUUCAAUAAGCAAUAUUGAAUUGCUUUUACUUUUGAUUGGUGCUGUUUCAUAAUUAAACAAGGAUUAUUAUACUUUCUUUUAGUAUCAUUGAUUAUAAUUUAAUUCAUAAAUCAAAUCAUAGGAAUGUGCGGAUAUCGGAACUUCGGAUCGACUCGGAAAAAAUUUGGCGGAAUCGGGUGGAAUCGGGUGAAAUCGGAUGAAAACUUUGCUACAUACGAAUAUAUGGAUUUUACAUUGGCGUAACUUGGUAGGGACCAAGGAAGGUCUGACUUUUCACCAUUCUAAAAUUUUAACAUUCCAAACUACCAGAUUUCUAAAAUUCCUAAAUUUCAAAGUGUCAAAAUUUCUGAGACCUCGUCCACCCUAAAAAAAUUAAGUUAUACCGAUAAGGAUUUAUAAAGAUUUUGCGAAUGUUUACCAUGUAAAUUGUUCUUUAAAAAAAACUGGAUAUAUUAAGGACUACGCUAUAAACAUGAUACAACCUAUCUUAAAUACAAUUUCAAAUAAAUCUCGAGUGUCCGAAAAGUUUUGGGAUUCCGAGCAUUCGUAUGUAGAACUUUCGCACUCUCAUUCGAUUCUGCCCAAUUGUUCCACGCAUGCUUAGUAAAUGAUUGCUAAAGGUGAUAAACAAACAAUAAGUAAAAUUUAUCUUAAAUUAAUAAUUAUACGGUACCAAUUGAAAUUUAAGAGAUGGAAAGUAAAUAUUGUAAAUAUAAAGAUGCAGAAUAAUAUCUUUUGUAAUGAAUGUAUGAAAGGUGGAUGAGAAAGAAAAAAAGAUAAGGAUCGAAUGAACGUGUGAUAAAGAAAGAAAGGAAGAAGGAAAAGAAAAGAGAGAAAGGGAAAGUGCGCGCAUACGAGAGUGAGGGAGAGAGAGAAAGAGAAAGAAUCUAUAACUAUAGAUUAUAAUAUCGACUUAAACGGAAGAGCACAAAAUAAGUUUAUAAAGAUGUUGAUAUUUAACUUGUUAAAAAAAAUAACUAAUCUAUGUUUGAUAAAGAAAAGAAAAAAACAUUUACAGGAUGUUUAUUGUUUGAUUGACGACUGCUAAAUGGAUUUUGUUGCACGUUCAUGUAACUACUGCAACCAGUGCCGGAUUAAAUAUUGUUCGGGGCCGGGGGAAGGAGGCCGCAGCCACGGACCUCACUUUACAGGGGGGUUUUCCGUUUACUAUGUCAUAAUAUAUUGAAUGCAAUUCUUUUACUAUUGCCUUUUCCCUUUACGAUUAGAUGUUAUUUAAAUUUAAGAUUUUAAUCCGGUCCUGAUUGUAACGAUUUUAGUUCAAACGCUCUUAACGAAUUAACGAUCGAUCGAGGGAAAAAGAUUGAUCAAAAUUUUGUUGCCAAUUGUGACAAUAUUCAGAUAAAGCUGUGAAUUCGUAAUACAUAUACAGCCUGUCCCAUGAAACUGGGCCAAGCUAUAGCUUUAAAACGGUGUGUACAUUUCUAAAUUUCCAAAUUACUAAAUUUGAAAGUUUUUAAAUUUUAUAUUUUCCACGCCAUGCACGCUGGUGCCAGUAAAUUCUUCAGCUACCGCUUGACCCACUCGUUACUGUCGCAAGGGGCUUGAAAUCUCUAAAAAUGUUUCAUUCUCACAUUACAAUACAGGCGCCAAUGAAAUUUUUAAAUUACCGUUCUAAAGUUAUAACUUGGCUCUAUUUCGUAGGACACCCUGUAUAUUCAUCAGGGAGCUUAAAUAUAGUAGAUUGUAACAAUAAUUAUUACAUACACACACACGCCUAUUGCAAUUAAAGAGAUCGUAUUCUAGAAAUAAUAUAAAUGCCCGCGUAUAAUAUAUGUAGUCUUGAUUCAAUAUGAAACACAACUGAAAAUUUGAUAAAGAAACAUGUAAAAAUAUGAAUAAUUUUUUAUUGCUUACGAUGAACUGACUUGCAUUAAUUAUUUUUACAAAAUAUUAAUUUAUAUAUUGUUGAUGGUAAGUUUUUGUUGAAAUCAUGUUUAAACUUGCAUUUUAGCACAGAUACAUUGCUAGAUUAUUAUAAAAAGUGUUUGAUUAUCAAGUCAAUUAAUCGAGAAGGAAAACCAAAUUACGAAAGUGUAAUGACAAGAAUAUUUCAUGUUCCCCACAUAGAAAGAUGGCUAUUCAAACUACAUAAUUAGAAGGUAGUUUUAUACAUAUAACAUGAUCAUUAAAAAAUAAAGAAAUUUUUAUAAAA
Molecule: messenger RNA, 8803 nt
Organism: Osmia lignaria (orchard mason bee)
Lineage: Eukaryota; Metazoa; Arthropoda; Insecta; Hymenoptera; Megachilidae
Gene: Hr39
Product: nuclear hormone receptor FTZ-F1 beta
Biological process (GO): regulation of DNA-templated transcription
Molecular function (GO): zinc ion binding; nuclear receptor activity; sequence-specific DNA binding
Source: RefSeq, a predicted model, not a curated record